AUACAAGUUGACCCUUGCCGUUGGGUUUGCUAGUGCAUCAGCAAGCGUUACUCAAUCGGGCUGAAAAUCCGAGACUAGCCUGACCAGGCCCAUAAUAACUUAACCCUUGUAGUUGGGCUUUCCAGUCCAUUAGCAAGCGUGACCUGAUCGGCCUGAAAACUAGGGACUAGAACUACCAGGCCCAUUUACAGCAACAAUCCACCAUUCGAGUGUGUCGAAUUUACCAACGGUCGCUGUUUUCGCGUUCUCAACUUUCCUAAACCCCAGAAAACCCUGACAUGCUGAAAUCCAACUCUCUGAUGAAUCUCCAUUGUAAUGGCGUUCGCUCAAUCCGUCGCUCUCAUCCCCCUCUCUUUCUCUGUCCAUCUCACAAUUCUAGGUCGCCGAAAGUAACUUCUCUCUCGAAACUACGCUUUAACAAUCCUAGAAAUCCUCUACCGGUACUCUCCUGCUCUUCACCGGAGGAAUUCCUUCAAAUUGUGGCCGACUCCGGUGAAUCAACCCUUCCUUGCGUCAGAACAUUCGAGAACGACCUUGCUCGUCUCAGCCUCGUUGGUGCCGUCAGCUCUGAGCAGGCUAUUACUGCAGCUGCAGCUGAUGGAGGCCGAGUAGCGGCUGAGCACAUUGACUCUGGAGUCCCCGCAAUGGUAGCUGAGACGGUGUUCCCUGGCCCAGUCGAUGAACAUGCAACCAUUUCUACGCGAUUGUUUUUGCCUGCUAGGAAAGUUCAAGAAAAAGCAAGGAAGCUCAGAAAAUCUUUCUCCAAGGAUAUCAUGUCAAGUAUGACGUCUACAAACAUUCUUGCCAUGACAUUUAGACAAGUAGUUUUGCAGCAGCUCUGGAGUUUUGAACUGGUCUUGUUUAGACCUGGGACUGAAAGAAAUAUGAAAGUUCUUGAGAACUCACGAGAGGUUCCGGCAUCUUUAUCUCUCAGCUCAUCAGAUGAACGUGCUAUAUCUGUGCUUUCUGAAGCUGUUUGCAGCUGUGCUCUUCGAAGUACUGAAAGAAAUUUUCAUGAUGAUAUGUCGAUUAAAAAUUCAAUUAAUGUUUUCACUUGGUUUCGUAAAUCUAAGACAAUUGCAUCAAAAGAUUCCUCUGUUAUCAUACAUCCUUUAUUUGAAGAUGAAAUAGUAGAAAAUGCGAAGAAACUGCUAGAAAGUUUCAAUAAAACAGAUGAAAAGCUGAGGCCAGUGAAAAGGAAACCGAAGAACCCAUGGUGGACUCCAUCAGUACAGUCUAAGUUGGAAAAGAUUGGUGGUACAGAUUUUAGUGCUUGGAUAAGUGAAUACAUACCUGCUUACCGUGUACAAAUUGAUGCUUCUAAACUUAAGGAUUUGAAGGUUAAGGGCUGGAAUAAAGCUGCAGAGAAUAGGUGGGAAGUUAUUCUUACCCACUCGCAAAUGGUUGAAUUAGCCAGCAUCGUGGAUAUGUACUAUGAAGAUCUGUACUCACUGCCCAACAAACAGCUAUCAUAUGAUGUGGUUGGAAAAUUCACUAACUUGUCCAGUAAAAAGAGGAACGUUUCGUUCAUGAACAUCCUGUCAAUUACCCUUGUGAGUGGAAUCUUUCUCGUUGCCAUAAGUGCUCUUGGACAAAUUUUUCUGCCUUAUCUACGGAAGGGACAAAAUUUCCCUAUAAAUUUCAGGUCUCUUCCAUCAUCCGAAAAUAAGCAUGCAGUGCACCAGUCUUCUGAUGCUACAAAGUUGGAAGCAAUCUGCAUCUCAGUCGUCGAAAGGAUAAAGGAUGCGUUUGCCUGGCCAGGCGAUGUAAUGUGGCAAUUAAAUGUGGGCGCAUGGAUUGGGGAAGUACCACAUCACUUAAAACUGAUGUGUGAAGAUACCAGUGGUGAAGAAAAUUCAACUGAUUCUGCCUUUAAAGAGACACUUGAUUCAGAAAUAAAAUCUUUGGCACAGGAUAUUGCCACUUAUCAGGUUGUAUUGUCAACUGAUGGAAAGGUUAUUGGCUUCCAACCUACAAGCCGGGUAGGUGUUAAUCACUGGGCAUCUAAUCCCUUAGCCAAGGAACUCUAUGGUGGGAGGAAGCUUUCUCCUGGUUUCAUUGAAGGCGGUCUCAGCAUUCCCCUCCCAUCCGAGGUAGUUGUAAUAGAGCUAUUAAUGUCAGUGACUUCUGAUGCCCGUUUUGCGUUGGCGAGGCCAGUUCAAUGAUUAUUUCCAAUGGUUGUACAUGAAGGAUUAAUUUAGUCCUCCGGGAUGCUACGCCGUUAUGACUGAUAAGUUCAAAAGAAAUCAUUUUUAAUAUAGAACCAUAGAAUAUUUUUGAAAGUUGAUAUAAUGAUAUACCUCGUCAAUAUCUUGUAAUAUUUUGCUUCGUUGCUUUUAGUUUUAGCCAACUACCUGGUAAGCAUAUUUGGACACUAACGGGAGGUAGAAGUUUAAUGA
Messenger RNA from Tripterygium wilfordii, 2399 nucleotides. RefSeq lists its product as uncharacterized. The record is from RefSeq and is a predicted model, not a curated record. The coding region runs from base 279 to 2165 and encodes 628 amino acids. The transcript is spliced from 8 exons. NCBI's taxonomy places the organism in Eukaryota, Viridiplantae, Streptophyta, Magnoliopsida, Celastrales, Celastraceae.